AUGACUGGCCACCACAGUUGGGGAUAUGGGCAGGCUGACGGCCCUUCUGAGUGGCACAAAGCUUACCCCAUUGCCCAGGGGAACCGCCAGUCCCCCAUCGACAUUGACUCUGCACGGGCAGUGUACGACCCCAGCCUGCAGCCCCUCGUCAUCUCCUACGAGUCCUGCACCUCCCUCAGCAUCUCCAACACCGGCCACUCCGUCAUGGUGGAGUUUGAGGACACUGAUGACAGGACAGCAAUCAGUGGAGGGCCCUUUCAGAAUCCAUUCCGGCUAAAGCAGUUCCACUUCCACUGGGGCACCACUCACAGCCAGGGAUCAGAGCAUACCAUUGAUGGAAAACCCUUUCCCUGUGAGCUCCACUUAGUACAUUGGAAUGCCAGAAAAUAUGCAACAUUUGGAGAGGCAGCAGCAGCUCCAGAUGGCUUGGCAGUAGUUGGUGUUUUCUUGGAGAUUGGAAAAGAACAUGCCAGUAUGAACAGACUCACUGAUGCUUUGUACAUGGUAAAAUUUAAAGGAACAAAAGCUCAGUUUAGAGGCUUCAACCCUAAAUGUCUCCUGCCCACAAGUCUAGAUUAUUGGACAUACCUCGGUUCUCUGACAACCCCACCCCUUAAUGAGAGUGUGACAUGGAUAGUGCUGAAAGAACCCAUAAGAAUCUCUGUAAAACAGCUGGAGAAAUUCCGCAUGCUGCUCUUCACUGGUGAGGAAGACCAGAGGAUCCAAAUGGCCAAUAAUUUUCGCCCCCCUCAGCCUCUGAAGGGGAGAAUUGUUCGAGCUUCCUUCAAGGCCUGA
This is a messenger RNA of Serinus canaria (Common canary), 795 nucleotides long. RefSeq names its product carbonic anhydrase 7 (gene CA7). Gene Ontology annotation, molecular function: carbonate dehydratase activity; zinc ion binding. Lineage: Eukaryota; Metazoa; Chordata; Aves; Passeriformes; Fringillidae. The record is from RefSeq and is a predicted model, not a curated record. Gene Ontology annotation, biological process: regulation of intracellular pH. Gene Ontology annotation, cellular component: cytoplasm. The transcript has 7 exons. The coding region runs from base 1 to 795 and encodes 264 amino acids.